This is a messenger RNA of Cryphonectria parasitica EP155, 1545 nucleotides long. RefSeq lists its product as uncharacterized. The record is from RefSeq and is a predicted model, not a curated record. Gene Ontology annotation, molecular function: diacylglycerol O-acyltransferase activity. Gene Ontology annotation, biological process: triglyceride biosynthetic process. The transcript has 4 exons. The coding region runs from base 1 to 1545 and encodes 514 amino acids. Gene Ontology annotation, cellular component: endoplasmic reticulum membrane. NCBI's taxonomy places the organism in Eukaryota, Fungi, Ascomycota, Sordariomycetes, Diaporthales, Cryphonectriaceae.
AUGGACCGAGCAGCCUCGUCAACAGGCGUCCAGACCACCACUACCAGCGAUGUCUUCCGCCGUGGUCAUCCUGACCAGCAGUCUCACCCCCAGGCCAAGCUGGAUGACGUACCUCGGGACACCAAGGCACUGAAGAGGGCUCUCACGAGUAGAAAAUACCGUCACAUAGCCGCAGUGCAUCUGGCCUCGAGACCCUCCACUCUAAGCCACGACGCCACAGCCACGCCCAGCUUCCUCGGUUUCAGGAACUUGGGGCUCAUCGUGCUCAUCGCAGGGAACUUGCGCCUGCUGAUCGAGAACAUCCAGAAGUACGGUGUGCUCAUCUGCGUCCGAUGCCACGAUUUCAGGAAGCAGGAUCUUCAGGUUGGCUUCGUUCUGUACACCCUCGUGCCGUGCUGCCUCCUGAUCGCAUAUCUCAUCGAGCUCUUUGCUGGGUUCGAGGCACGGACACAGCGGCUGCGCAUCAUGUCGCCCACCGAGGACCAGCAGGCCCGCUUCCGCAUGACCUGGUACAUCAUUGCCGCGCUGCACGCCUGCAACAUCUCGCUCGGGCUGGUCAUUACAUCCUGGGCCGUCUAUUACUACAUCAACCACCCGCUCAUUGGGACGAUCGUUGAGAUGCACGCCAUCAUUGUCUGGCUCAAGACGGCCAGCUACGCCCUUACCAAUCGCGACCUACGCCAUGCCUACCUGCAUCCCCGGACCGGCGAGUUCGAGGCUAUCCCCGACUUGUACCGUUCGUGCCCGUACCCCGAGAACGUCACCUUCGGGAAUCUGUGUUACUUCUGGUGGGCGCCCACCCUCAUCUACCAGCCCGUGUACCCCCGAACGGACAGGAUCCGCUGGGUCUUUGUCGCCAAGAGGCUGCUUGAGGUUGCCGGCCUGUGCGUGGUCAUGUGGUUGCUCAGUGCCCAAUACGCGGCGCCGACCCUGCAAAACUCGCUACGUGCCUGGAGGGAGUGGGAUGUCGCCGCCAUGGUGGAGAGGGUGCUGAAGCUGUCGACCAUCUCUCUCGUGAUCUGGCUGGCGGGAUUCUUUGCGCUGUUUCAAUCCUUCCUGAAUGCCUUGGCAGAAGUUAUGAAAUUUGCCGAUCGGUCCUUCUAUGAUGACUGGUGGAACAGUGACAGUCUCGGGACGUAUUGGCGCACAUGGAACAAGCCUGUGUCGAAUUACUUCCGGCGCCACGUCUUCUCACCGCUGAUGGGGCGCGGGUACUCGUUUCAAUUCGCAGCGUUCAUGGUGUUUUCUUUAUCAGCUUUCCUCCACGAAUUGGCUGUGGGGAUUCCCACACAUAAUCUCAUCGGCGUCGCUUUCAUAGGCAUGCUCAUCCAGCUGCCCCUCAUCGCCUUCACCAAGCGUUUUGAAAAGGCCAACUCCCCAACCAAGAAGAUGAUUGGCAAUUGUAUCUUCUGGGUCACGUUCACGACGUUUGGUCAGCCGUUUGCUGCGUUGUGUUACUUUUAUGCCUGGCAGAUCAAAUUCGGCAGCAUCAGCGAGAAGUGGAACUCCUCACAAGGGAACAGCUUCCCGAUAUCUCAACAAUAA